AUGGCACUCUCCGCAGCCGAAAAAAAUAAACGUUUACGAGAGAAACAGAAAGCUACUGGUCAACAUGAUUCAAUCAAAAAGAAAGAUCGUCAACGAAAAAAACUUGCUCAUUCAAACCUUUCUCCCAAACAUUUGGCUGAAUUACGUUUAAAACAAAAUGCUAAUCUUCGUAAACUUUGCACAAAAAGUAAACAAACGCUGGUCUAA
Messenger RNA from Didymodactylos carnosus, 207 nucleotides. Lineage: Eukaryota; Metazoa; Rotifera; Eurotatoria; Philodinida; Philodinidae. The record is from the annotation of a GenBank genome assembly.